Chroicocephalus ridibundus (black-headed gull) is the source of this 3656-nucleotide messenger RNA. It is a transcript of the gene PC, whose product is annotated as pyruvate carboxylase. NCBI's taxonomy places the organism in Eukaryota, Metazoa, Chordata, Aves, Charadriiformes, Laridae. Gene Ontology annotation, biological process: pyruvate metabolic process; gluconeogenesis. The record is from RefSeq and is a predicted model, not a curated record. Gene Ontology annotation, cellular component: cytoplasm. Gene Ontology annotation, molecular function: ATP binding; metal ion binding; pyruvate carboxylase activity.
CCGGGGCGUGCGAGGGCUCGUGCCGGGGGCGGGCGAGGGCGGGGCGAGCGUGCGAGGGGCGAGCGUGCGAAAGAAGGAGAUGUUGCAGCUGUGCGUCCCCCGCGGGGGGGGCCGGGCCCUCCUGGGGGUGCGGCUGCUGCGGGGUCCCCCCCCCGGGACCACCCGCCCCGUCAGUUACCAGCCCAUCCGCAAGGUCCUGGUGGCCAACCGGGGUGAGAUCGCCAUCCGGGUGUUCCGGGCCUGCACGGAGCUGGGGAUCCGGACGGUGGCCGUCUACUCGGAGCAGGACACGGGGCAGAUGCACCGGCAGAAGGCGGACGAGGCCUAUCUGGUGGGGCGGGGGCUGCCCCCCGUCCAGGCCUAUCUCCACAUCCCCGACAUCAUCCGCGUGGCGCAGGAGAACGGGGUGGACGCCAUCCACCCGGGAUACGGGUUCCUGUCGGAGCGAGCCGACUUCGCCCAGGCCUGCCUGGACGCGGGGGUCCGCUUCGUGGGACCCCCCCCCGACGUCGUCCGCAAGAUGGGGGAUAAAGUGGAGGCUCGCGCCAUCGCCAUCGCUGCCGGGGUGCCGGUGGUGCCGGGGACGUCGUCGCCGGUGUCGGGGCUGUCGGAGGCGCAGGACUUCGCCCGCCGCGUCGGGUUCCCCGUCAUCUUCAAGGCGGCCCACGGCGGCGGCGGCCGCGGCAUGAGGGUGGUCCGGUCCCCAGAGGAGCUGGAGGAGAGUUUCUCCCGCGCCACCUCGGAGGCUUUGGCCGCUUUCGGCAACGGGGCCCUUUUCGUGGAGAAAUUCAUCGAGCGGCCGCGGCACAUCGAGGUCCAGAUCCUGGGGGACCAGCACGGGAACGUGGUGCACCUCUACGAGCGGGAUUGCUCCAUCCAGCGCCGGCACCAGAAGGUGGUGGAGAUCGCCCCGGCCGCCCGCCUGCACCCCGAGCUCCGCGCCCGCCUGGCCAGCGACGCCGUCCGCCUCGCCCAGCAGGUGGGCUACGAGAACGCGGGGACGGUGGAGUUCCUGGUGGACCAGAGCGGGGAUUACUACUUCAUCGAGGUCAACUCCCGGCUGCAGGUGGAGCACACGGUCACCGAGGAGAUCACCGACGUGGACCUGGUCCACGCGCAGCUGCAGGUGGCGGCGGGGCGGUCGCUGCCGGAGCUGGGGCUGCGCCAGGAGAACAUCCGUGUGAACGGCUGCGCCAUCCAGUGCCGCGUCACCACCGAGGACCCCGCGCGCGGCUUCCAGCCCGACACCGGCCGCAUCGAGGUGUUCCGCAGCGGCGAGGGGAUGGGGAUCCGGCUGGACGGGGCCUCGGCGUUCCAGGGGGCCCUGAUCUCCCCCCACUACGACUCGCUGCUGGUGAAGGUGGUGGCCCACGGCCCCGACCAGCCGGCGGCCGCCGCCAAGAUGAGCCGGGCCCUGGCCGAGUUCCGCAUCCGGGGGGUCAAGGUGGGGCUUCCCUUCCUGCAGAACGUCCUGGCCCACCCCCAGUUUUUGGGGGGCGCCGCCGACACCCAGUUCAUCGACGAAAACCCCGAGCUCUUCCACCUGCGCCCCGGCCAGAACCGGGCCCAGAAGCUGCUUCACUACCUGGGUCACGUGAUGGUGAACGGCCCCAGCACCCCCCUCCCCGUCAAGGCCAAGGCGGCGCUGGUGGAGCCCAACCCCCCCCCGGUGCCCAUGGGGGACCCCCCGGCGGGGCUGCGGGCGGUGCUGGCGCGGGAGGGCCCGGGGGGCUUCGCCCGGGCGGUGCGGGGGCACCGGGGGCUGCUGCUGACCGACACCACCUUCCGCGACGCCCACCAAUCCCUGCUGGCCACCCGCGUCCGCACCCGCGACCUCGCCCGCGUCGCCCCCUUCGUCGCCCACAACCUCAGCCCCCUCUGCAGCAUGGAGACCUGGGGAGGCGCCACCUUCGACGUGGCCAUGCGGUUCCUGCACGAGUGCCCCUGGGAGCGGCUGCGGGAGCUGCGGCGCCUGGUCCCCAACAUCCCCUUCCAGAUGCUGCUGCGCGGCGCCAACGCCGUCGGCUACACCAACUACCCCGACAACGUCAUCUACCGCUUCUGCGAGGUGGCGGUGGCCAACGGGAUGGACAUUUUCCGAGUCUUUGACGCCCUCAACUACCUGCCCAACCUGGUGCUGGGGGUGGAGGCCGCGGGGCGGGCGGGGGCGGUGGUGGAGGCCGCCCUGUCCUACACCGGGGACGUGGCCGACCCCUCCCGCACCAAGUACAGCCUCGACUACUACCUGGGCUUGGCCCGCGAGCUGGUGGCCGCCGGCACCCACAUCCUCUGCAUCAAGGACAUGGCGGGGCUGCUGACGCCGCCGGCCGCCCGGUUGCUGGUGGGGGCCCUGCGGGAGCAGUUCCCCGAGGUGCCGCUGCACAUCCACACCCACGACACCGCCGGGGCCGGCGUGGCCUCCAUGCUGGCGGCCGCCAAUGCCGGCGCCGACGUGGUGGACGUGGCCGUGGACGCCAUGUCCGGCAUGACCUCCCAACCCAGCAUGGGCGCCUUGGUGGCCUGCGCCCGCGGGACCCCCCUCGACACAGGCAUCGCGCUGGAGCGGGUGUUUGAGUACAGCGAGUACUGGGAGGCGGCGCGGGCGCUCUACGCCGCCUUCGACUGCACGGCCACCAUGAAGUCGGGCAACGCGGACGUCUACGAGAACGAGAUCCCGGGGGGACAAUACACCAACCUCCACUUCCAGGCCCACGCCAUGGGGCUGGGCCACAAGUUCAAGGAGGUCAAGAAAGCCUACACCGAGGCCAACAAGAUCCUCGGGGACCUCAUUAAGGUGACACCGUCCUCGAAGGUGGUGGGGGACCUGGCGCAGUUCAUGGUGCAGAACGGGCUGUCGCGGGAGGAGGUGGAGGCGCGGGCGGACGAGCUCUCCUUCCCCCUCUCCGUCGUGGAGUUCCUCCAGGGCCACAUCGGAAUCCCCCCGGGGGGCUUCCCCGAGCCCUUCCGCUCCAGGGUACUGAAGGACCUGCCCCGUGUCGAGGGGCGGCCAGGGGCUUCGCUGCCCCCACUGGACUUCGAGGCGCUGGGGCAGGAGCUGGGGGCGCGGCAUGGGGCCCCCACCACCCCCGAGGACCUGCUCUCGGCCGCCCUCUACCCCAAAGUCUACGACGAUUUCCGCACCUUCACUUCCACCUUCGGCCCCGUCUCCUGCCUGGGCACCCGCCUCUUCCUCGAGGGGCCCACCAUCGCCGAGGAGUUUGAGGUGGAGCUGGAGCGGGGGAAGACGCUGCACAUCAAGGCGCUGGCGCUGGGGGACCUGAACGCCGCGGGGCAGCGGGAGGUUUUCUUCGAGCUCAACGGGCAGCUGCGCUCCAUCCUCGUGCGGGACACCCAGGCCAUGAAGGAGAUGCACGUGCACCCCAAGGCGGAGCGGGGGGCCAAGGGGCAGGUGGGGGCCCCCAUGCCGGGGGAGGUGGUGGAGGUGCGGGUGAGGCGGGGGGCGACGGUGGCCAAGGGCGACCCCCUCUGCGUCCUGAGCGCCAUGAAGAUGGAGACGGUGGUGACAGCCCCCCUGGCGGGGACCGUCGCCCGCCUCCACGUCCGCCCCGGCAUGAGCCUGGAGGGGGACGACCUCAUCGUCGAAAUCGAGUAGAAGGAGGUGGGGGGGCGGGGGGGGGGGGGCGGAGAGAAGAGGA